Molecule: messenger RNA, 2985 nt
Organism: Babesia sp. Xinjiang
Lineage: Eukaryota; Apicomplexa; Aconoidasida; Piroplasmida; Babesiidae
Product: Eukaryotic translation initiation factor 6
Exons: 15
Coding region: 1-2985 (994 amino acids)
Biological process (GO): DNA repair; maturation of LSU-rRNA; maturation of 5.8S rRNA
Cellular component (GO): preribosome, large subunit precursor; cytosol; nucleolus
Molecular function (GO): zinc ion binding; ribosomal large subunit binding; DNA binding
Source: RefSeq, a predicted model, not a curated record
AUGGGGACGCAAUAUGAGAACAGCAACGAGGUCGGUGUGUUUGCUACACUGACUAAUUCGUAUGCUUUGGUAACUCUGGGUAGUUCGUGCAACUUUGCUAGCGUGUUUGAGGCCGAGCUUUUGCCGCAGAUCCCAGUGGUUCACACUACCAUCGGCGGCACCCGUGUAGUUGGCAGUGUCACUGUUGGUAACCGUAAAGGUCUCCUCGUUUCAAGCAUCUGUACUGACACCGAACUGCGUCAUUUACGCAAUUCACUCCCCGAUUCUGUGGAGAUUCGCCGAAUCGAUGACCGUUUAUCUGCGUUAGGCAAUGUCAUAACUUGUAACGACUAUGUGGGUCUGAUUCACGUUGAUAUGGACAAGGAGACCGAGGAGAUCGUUGAGGACGUGCUUGGCAUCGAGGUAUUUCGCGCCUCUAUCGCAGGGAAUGUUUUAAUUGGGAGUUAUUGUCGUUUUCAAAACAAGGGUGGUUUGGUUCAUGUGAAGACAACUACCGACGAGAUGGAGGAGCUGUCCCAGCUUCUUCAAAUCCCAUUGACAUCUGGUACUGUGAAUCGUGGUUCAGAUGUGAUAGGAGGAGACCCCAAGGAGGACAGAGCUGCAGCGUUCGCCGAAAUAGAAGCAGCCAGCGAACGUUCUGGACUUUAUAUUGGUGCGCACAUCUCCACUGCCGGUGGCUUGGAAAAUGCCGUAGUGAACGCUUACAACAUAUGUGGUCAGGCGUUUGCCCUUUUCCUAAAGAAUCAGCGUCGAUGGGACAGUCCACCUUUGUCAAACCAGACAGUUACGAAAUUUGCUGAUAUGAUUUCCAAGCAUAACUACAACCUGAAGUUCAUUUUACCUCAUGGGUCGUAUCUGAUUAACAUUGCGAACCCUGAUUAUGACAAGCGUAUGAAAUCAUAUCACCAUUUUGUUGACGACAUCCAACGUUGUGAGAAAUUGGGAAUUACUCUAUACAACUUCCAUCCGGGUGCGUAUUUCGUUUUCGCUUAUAACCCUUUUCAGGAUCUACAGUCGACGUGUAUUAACAUGGCCAUGAAGGAAACUAGUUCUGCAAAAAUCGUAUUGGAGAAUGCUGCCGGACAGAAGAAUGUUGUGGGUUCAACCUUUGAGGAUUUACGUGACAUCAUCAAUUUGGUGGAGAACAAGGAUCGGGUUACGACAUCCGCACCACAGCUAAAUUCGAGGAGCGGUUUGGAUCGUCACGAGAAUAUCGGUAUUGGGAAGCUGACUCGUGAAACUUUCGAGUUCAUUGCUAACAGUGGCUAUUUCCGUAAUAUGCCCAUUAUACUGGAGACUCCUGAUAUUCACGGUGACGAGACUAUCUACAAACAGGAAGUGAAGGAUGCGGCCGGCCGUUGUGCAGCUCCUCUACGAUUUCAUCCGGUAGAUGGACGGGUGUGGGAGCCACUGGUGGUGUUGGAGGUCGUAAGAAUCUAUUCAAGGAGCAGUUUGACGACUAUGUUGACGUCGGCGCCUCAACGGUUCGGUCGUAAGUUCAUUUUUGUUUUAGAUCAACCAAAUCGUAGCCGCGAUGGUGAACGUUGGCAGGACAUUGUGAUGGAGGAGAUAGCUAAGAAUCGGAACCGUGAUGCAUCGGACAACUUUUUGUUCGGUGAGCACAAUGUGGAAGAGCUAAAUUUAAGUAAAGCUGGUGAUCACAGCGGCAAUGUCGUUAUGCCUUCCUUCAACUACCGGCUUUCACCUGAAGGUCGUAUGAAACUGGAAGAUCGCAUAAUGCAUCUUAAGCAGAUGGCGGCGUCCAACCCUGGUGGCCAAAGGCCUGUACGCCCUAAACUGUGGAUUGUGCGUUCUGCUCAUGGCAACUACUGUGAAUUGCUUGAGCGUGAUGAAGAGCGUUUAGAAUCGUUUGUGAAGAAAGUGCGAUCACACUUUCCGCCUGAUAGGUUGGAAAUUUUUAAGAUGAAGCUUGAUGUAAAGAUGCCAUUAUGUGAGGUGUUUUUUGAAGGUGAUAUAACGGAUCUCGUACGCAUUUUCUAUGCUCGUGGUGGGACACUUCAGUUUUAUGUGUUACCUCGUUUUUGGACGCGCUGCGCACUGCUGGAGAAGGACCCUCGUUUAGAGGCCAAAUACGGUAAGGCCACUGCCCCUGGGCUUUUUCCUCAGUGGGACGAAGAUGGAAUGAUCGAGGAGCUUAUUGAUUGCAUGGAUGAGUUUCGUAUACCCAAUGCAUGGCAAUUGCUUCCCAUGGUACCCGAUCGUGACCGUGAUUUGAUGGAAAUGUUUUUCGAGAAUGUGCACUGGCCCACCCGUUUACGCGUUCAAAAGGCAUUUGAGAACGGUGUGGAAGAUUAUCGUGAUGUGAUUUCGGAGGAGUACCGGGAGCUUCAACGCCAGGAUCGUAGUCCUAGCAAUGUGUUGGACCAUUGGCUGAUAUCUGAGGCUUUCAAGAUGCUCCACAAGAGCCUGACAUGCACAGGACCACCGGAAAGAGUAUCAACCUCAUCUCCAGUGUGUUUCGUGGGCCUGCGUGCUGAUAUUGUGACCCCUAGAUCUGCAGCAGCUGCGCGCCGUGCAUAUAACCGUUGUCGAGUUAGAACAAUUGUUGAAUGUCAAUCUGAUGCUAUAUUCGGCAGCAAACCUGUUAUCUUUAAGGAGCGUGAUGUAUUGCAUACUAUCGGACGCAUCACGAACGAGAAGAUUUCUGAUACAACCCGUUUAGUAGACUGUGCGAGGAAACGCUUCACAAGUCUACUAUCGGUUGAUCCAUCCCAAUUCAGCGGCAUCGCUGUGGCAUGGGCAACAGCCGUUUGUCUGAAGCGUCGCAUGGAGAUCGAAUCUAUGAAAUUGGACGAAUCAUUUAUGCAAUCGGUGGAGGAGAAGGUGAAACGUGACCGCAUUGUUGUGGAUCUGGUGUCAACGCUCGAGAAAGAGAAGGACGCCAAUGUCGUAUCUGACCUCCAAGAGGCGUUACGGUGUCGUAUAAACACACUUGUUGACAAGCAGUUAGACAAAUUAGUAUAA